ACACUGAUCGCGGACCAAUAGUUUAGAGGAGGUGGAAUGAGCCCGCGUUGCUAGUGGAGACGUUCCGGCGGAGCUUCAGAGAGCUUGUUUACUGAACGGAGGGAGCUCGAGCAUUCAGGUUGGUGGUGUUGCUGCGAGGGUUCUGUACGGUGACGGUGAACAGACUACUUUACCGAUGGGAUAACAGAAUUCCUACCAGAGACGCUCGCGCACAAACAGUUUUUGGUCGCUGUUAGGCUACAGCUUGUACAACUACUUGUAAUGUUGUAAAGGCUGUUAAUGACAUUGCCGCAAUCCUUUUGUUUCUGUUAAUCUUUUUACCGCUGCUAGUUUCGGUGGGGCAGGUGUUGGGUAUAAGGCUUGUUUUUUAUUAUUUGUAUUGCUACUGAAUCCAUUUUUGGACGACGUGGAACAAAGGCACGGGACGAGAUGGAUACCGAAAAGUACUUACCGGAGCUGAUGGCAGAGAAGGACACACUGGACCCCACGUUUCAUCACUCUCUACGGCUACUAGAUCAAGAAAUCGAAAAAUUACAAAAAGAUGAAGGAAAAGAAGACAAAGAAGAUGAGAGGUUCAUCGACGUUGUCAUCAACAAGAACAUGAAGCUGGGACAGAAAGUGUUAAUACCUGUCAAACAGUUUCCUAAAUUUAACUUUGUGGGCAAACUGCUGGGUCCACGCGGGAACUCGCUGAAGAGACUACAGGAAGACACGCUCACCAAGAUGUCAAUUCUGGGGAAAGGAUCAAUGAGAGACAAGGAGAAGGAGGAAGAGCUGCGGAAGAGUGGAGAGGCCAAAUAUCAGCACCUGAACGAAGACCUUCAUGUUCUCAUCGAAGUGUUCGCUCCUCCUGCAGAAGCCUAUAACCGGAUGGGUCACGCUUUGGAGGAGAUCAAGAAGUUCCUGAUACCAGAUUACAAUGAUGAGAUCCGACAGGCACAGCUGCAAGAGUUGACAUACCUGAAUGGUGGCUCAGAGGACGCCAAGGUGCCAACGGUGAGGGGCAAGCUGCCCUCAGCACGUGGUAGAGGGACGCCUGCCCCCGGACCCAUUAGGAGUCGUGGAGGAGUGCCCCCUCCUCAUGCAGCGGUCCCCCGCGGAGCAGCGCCGAGAGGGGCACCGCCCAGCCGGGUACCGUCCGCCCGGGGCAGGGGAGUGCCUGCGCAGAGAGCACGGGGAGCCCCCCCGCCAGCGGGGUACAGGCCCCCACCACCUGUAGUUCAGGAGACGUACGGCGAAUAUGAAUACGAUGAUGGAUACGGGACGGCUUAUGAUGAACAGGGCUAUGACUCCUACGACAACAGCUACAGCAAUCAAGGACAGAACUCAGAUGACUAUUAUGAAUAUGGACAUGGUAAUGGCGGGGAAUCAUAUGAGCCAUACGCAGGUCAGGAAGAAUGGACAAAUAAUCGCAGCAAGGCGCCGACCGCACGGACGACCAAGGGAGUGUACAGAGAGACGCCCUACUCCAGAUAUUGAACUACAACCUGCCCAAUCCCUCACGGACGUGUCAUCAAGUAAUGGAUUUUAUACGGACACUCCCUUCUUUUUAGACUGAACAAAACAAACCAUCAAAAACCAACAAUAAACGGUGACAGUAAACAACUUGUAAACAAUCGUAAAACGUGGGUUUUAAAAAUGGAAGACCGUAGUAUCAUUUCAAGACUGUUUCCACCAGAAUGAUGUAAUGUGUGUAAUUUAGAUAAUCUUCUAUCGUUCCCAAACAAAUAGUUAUCGGAAUAAUCUAGACCUGUUUAUAGAGUGAUCGGUCACUUUAAUGUUAGUGGUUUAGUUCUAGAGAGGUGAAGUAUUGUAGAUAUUUUUUUCAAGGGUUAUUGGUAAAUUGUGUCCCUUGUAAAUGACACCUUUCCAACCAGAAAAAAGAAAGAUGCUGAUAUACAUAUGUUGUUUUAUCUCCUUUUGUAAAUGAUUAGUGUUAAAGUUAGUGUUAAAGGGCUUAUAAAAGCAUGGUGUGGAACCAUUGUGGAUAGUGAAACUGUUUUAUUCUUAUCUUAAAAUCUGUGCAGACGUGUGUGUUUCUGUUUAAUUUCUCUCCUUUAAUAAUCACUCUUUAAUCACGGGCCGUACUUUUCUUUUUUAUGUAAACAUAAACUUAAAUUAAAAAAAUUAAAAAUACGGAGCUGCUAGACAUUGUAUGUAAUGCUCUUAACAAUUAAAUACAUUUAUUAUUUUUUCAGUUUAAAAACCUGAAAUGCUUUCAAACAGUGUAAUAAGGUUUUCUUGAGACAUUAAAUCAUGUAGAAUUGGUCUGGUAACAGAAAUAGUGUAUUAUCAUAUGAACCUUCUCCGCUUAUGUAAGCCCUUUAAUAUUUUUCUUCUUGGUUGAUGCUCAAUAAACUUUUUGAAAGAAAUAAGUUUGUGUUCAAUAGCUUAAUUCUGCAUUUAAAUAAAUAGAAAACACAUUAAUCACAACUAAAAAAAAAAAAAAACAUUGUAAAGAAAGAUGCUUUUUAUAAUAUCCAAAUGAUCACUUAAAUGCUAUAUUCUGUAAAGAAUGUAGAGCCUCAUGAGAUUUUAUACUGAUCCAGUUUAGCUUCUGAAUAAUCUGAUUAUAUGUAAUAUGGCAUAAAAGUAAACGUAAUUUUAAUGCAAAGAUCUACCUAAAAUCUGAAUGCAAGCUACAAAACAACACAAUUUUGUAAGAAAUGUGUAUGUAUAUUUCAUUGUAAAAUACAAUUCAGGUAAUGUUUUGUA
This is a messenger RNA of Esox lucius (northern pike), 2715 nucleotides long. RefSeq names its product KH domain containing, RNA binding, signal transduction associated 3 (gene khdrbs3). The transcript is spliced from 9 exons. Gene Ontology annotation, molecular function: mRNA binding. The coding region runs from base 430 to 1479 and encodes 349 amino acids. NCBI's taxonomy places the organism in Eukaryota, Metazoa, Chordata, Actinopteri, Esociformes, Esocidae. Gene Ontology annotation, cellular component: nucleus. Gene Ontology annotation, biological process: regulation of alternative mRNA splicing, via spliceosome. The record is from RefSeq and is a predicted model, not a curated record.